UGCUCACACAGCAACUCAGUAACGCUUAAGCCAUCCACGGGGGAGGGUGUGCUGCUCUCCGCUCCUCCCACGGCCUUACUGAAACCUGUUGACAUCCCUCUCUUCUUAUUCUUCUUUUUCGUGUUUUUUGUUUAUGGUUUUGCGUUUUCCUGAGGACAAGCGACAAACGCCUCAACCAAUCAGCUUCCGCCCUCCUAGUGACGUCAUCAAGCACAGCCAAUCAGCCAAUCAGAGAGCUCCUUCGUGACGUCAUAAGAGUUUUAAGCCAAUCAGAGGAGAGGGUGCUUUAUUUCUGCAGAGAGAGAGAGAGAGAGAGAGAGAGAGAGAGAGAGAGAGAGAGAGAGAGACGAUUAGCUAGAAGAGAAAGUAGAAAAAAGGAAGAGAAGACAAGGAGAAGGGAAGAAGAAGAAGAAGAAGAGGUGCAACAACAACAACAACAACAACAACAACAACAACAACAACAACCUCACCUCCCCACCAAUUAACCGUCCCCAUCUCCUCCCCAUCCUCCCCCUUUCCUCCCCAUCAAUCCCCUCUCUUCCCCAAGCCCUCCCCAUCAUUUUAUACCACUUUUCAUCCCUCUCCACCCUAACCCUUCCCUUCCCCCUUCCCCAACUUACUCAUCUCUGCCUUUCCUCCCCAACAUUCCCCUUUCUUCCCCAUCUGAUCCCCAUUUUUACAACCGAAACUAUAUCCCUUUUCUUCCUCACCCCAAUUCACCCCCUCUUCCCCAUCCCCUCCCAUUUCUCUCCCUACCUAUCCGUCUCCCUCCCCCUUUCUUCCCCACAUCCUCCCCAGCUAAUCCCCCUCAUACUUAGAACAUUGUUAAUUCUUACCUCAAAUCACCCUUUCUCUCCCCAUUUCCCCUUUCACCCACCCUAGCUUCCCCACUUCCUUCCCCCGCCCCCUCCCCCUACCUUCCGUCCCCAGCCAUCCCCAUCCCUCUCCUCCCCACUUUCUCCCCACGUCCCCAUUUCCUCAUUGCCCAUUUCUACCUCAAAUUACACUUUCUUAUCUCCCACUUAUCCCCUAACCAAUCUCCUUCCCCACCCCUACCCCCUCCCCUUUUCCUCCCCAUCACUUUUACAACAUCAAACAUCUCUCCCAGCUAACCAUCUUCACCCAAAUCAUUCUCUUCCCCUCCCCCCCACCAAUAUCACCCCACCUAUCCUCCCCUUCCCUUCCCUUCCCAAGUCCUCCCCAUCAUUUUUAGAUUUUCAACCAUCUUCAUCCUAACUCACCCCCUCUUCCCCCCCAUUAUCUCCCCACCUAUCCUCCCCCUCCCCUUCCCUACCCACGUCGUUCCCAUCAUUUUUAGAAUUUCAACCAUCUACAUCUUAACUCACCCCCUCUUCCCCCACCUCCCUCGUUGCUUCCCCCUACCUCCCUCUCCCUCUCCUCCCCGCCAUGAUCAGCUUCAAGCAAUGGAUGGUGGUACUCGGGAUCUACGUUGCUUUCCUGAUGUCCGGGGCCGUCAUGUUCCUGGAGCUGGAGCGAUGGAAGGAGGCCGAGGAGAGGAAGGACAUGGUGCAACUCAAACUCAACGUCAGAGGGGUGGUGGAGAGCCUGGACGACAACACCACGCGAAAGAAUGUGGAGGGGAUAGUGGAUCAGAUCGGGCACCAGUGUGGGCAUGAUUAUAUGACCUUCCGAGAGGACGAGCCCCUUAAGUGGUCUCUCUGGAACUCCUUCUUCUUCACCUUCACCGUCAUCACGACUAUAGGGUUCGGGCACAUGGCACCCAAGACCGCGUGGGGAAAAAUCACCUGCAUCCUCUACGCCUUCAUCGGAGUGCCUCUCAACGGCUUAGUUAUCGCCUCCCUGGCUGACAUCUUCUCCAACAAGGUGAUCAACUGGGACGUUCGGCAAUGGGCGGCGCGAUACAAGAGCUGGGUCACGGUGCUCGUCGACUCCAUCCUGUUCCUGGUCCCCGGAUGCGUGGUGUUCCUGGUGCUGCCGUCCUUUGUGGUGAUGGAGGUGGAGGACGACUGGACUUACCUCGACUCCUUUUACUUCUCCUUCAUCACUCUCACCACGAUAGGCUUUGGUGACCACGUGGCCGGGCAGCAAGAGCUCAGCUACGUGUGGUUGUGGAUAUACAAGGUGGUGAUGGUGAUAUGGUUCAUUUUCGGCCUGGCCUACAUUAUCAUGCUCAUCACCUUCGUGCAGAAAGCCCUCAAGUCCAAGAAGCUCCUGAAGGUGGAGAAGCGGGUGACGUCAGCCUUCAAGAAGCACGUCUUCAAGGUGCACAAGGACCUCGGUGCCCUCAGACUGGCCAUCAACAACAGCAGCAGCAGGGGCGAAAAGACCAACACCAAGACCAAGCGCCCCACCUCCCUCCGCCGCCCCCGCCACGACUCCACCCAGGACGAACCUGCCACCCCCACCACGGACACCUCCUCCUGGUCCCCCUCACUCACACCGUUCCGUCCUCGCUCUGCCUCUGAAUCUGAUCUUUCCCUUUUAUAUAUGACACGCCAAAAGAAGACAGAGGAGAUGAAUCUGAUGCUGGAUGUGAUUGAGCGGCUUCUGGCUCAUCAGGAGGCUCAGACCACCGCCAAGUUCUCCCGCAUCCUCGCCGAACAGCUCAACCCCAACAGGAGGGAGGAGGAGGAGGAGGACGAGGACGACGACGACGAGGAGGAGGAGGAGGAGGAGGGGAAUGAUAAGGCGGUACGGAGCGGGGAGGAAGGGAGAGGAGGCUUCGUGAAUCCGGGCUUUGUGUUGGAAAAUGACGAAGUUAGGGAUUUCUUCUUUCCCACGAGGACUACAAACCCCGUGGAGGAACUGCUGCACAUCAUAGCCAGCGAGAGGGAGAGGGAGCGGUGCCCCCUCACCCCCAGCACCUCCUUCGACCACACCGCAAUCCCCCCGAACCACCAGGGACCCCCAAACCCCUCCCCUCCCCCUAGUUAUAGUUCCGUUAACCCCCACCUUCUGCCCGAGCUCCCCCUCUCCCUCUCUCGCAGCCACAGCUUCAUCCCCACCCCCUCCGCCCCCCUCACCCCCUCUCGCAGCCACAGCUUCAUCCCCACCCCCUCCGCCCCCCUCACCCCCUCUCGCAGCCACAGCUUCUUCCCCUCCCCCUCCGCCCCCCUCAGUUCCGCCCGCCGCCACACCCUCACCCUCCUUAGUCAGGUGAUUAGCUCUGUGGAUGGGGGGGCAAACGGGGUGCCGUCACCGUUCGCCCCCUCCACCCCCGUCCCCAUCCUUAGAUCCUCCUUCAGCCCCUCUACCCCCGUCCCCAUCCUUAGAUCCUCCUUCGCCUCCACCCCCGUCCCCAUCCUUAGAUCCUCCUUCUCCCCCUCUACCCCCGUCCCCAUCCUUAGAUCCUCCUUCAGCCCCUCCACCUCCUCCUCAACGCAAAAGGAUGGGGAAGAGGUCAAGGAGGUUACCAGAUUUUAAGAGAGAGAGAGAGAGAGAGAGAGCAGUUAUGUACGUCUGUCUGCAUGUGUGUAUAUAAUUAUGUAGGUAAUACUUAAGAAUGUUAGUUGUGUAUAAUUAGGCGAUAGGAAAAUAGUAAACCACUGCCUGUAGCUAUUAUUAUUGCUAUUAUUAUUAUUAUUAUUAUUAUUAUUAUUAUUAUUAUUAUUAUCAUCAUCAUCAUUAUUAUUAUUAUUACUUUUGUUAUUCUUGUUCUAGUUGUUAUUCUUGUUUGUCAUUCUUCUUCCUAUCAUUCUUCUUCUUCUUUUUCUUCUUCUUCUUCUUUAUUUGCAAUCGCCCUUCUUCUUUAUUUCCAUUCGUUCUUCUUCUUCUUCUUCUCCUUCUUCUUCUUCUUAUUAUUAUUAUUAUUCAUCUUGAUUCCAUCCUCCUCCUCCUCCUCCUCCUUAUCAUCAUCAUUAUCAUCAUAAUCUCGAAGUUUGCUGAUGACACCAUAGUGGGCGGAAAGGCCUCACGACGACCGACAGCGGAAAUCAUCCAAAAAGUAUCAAUGGUUUGAGAAGUGGCAAAUGUCAUUCAAAGCUGACAGGUGUUAAGUCAUGCACUUUGGGUCCAGAAAUAGUAACCAUACAUACAGCAAGCAUGGGAAGCCUCUACAGGUCGUGCAGGAGGAAUGGUAUCUUGGGGUCAUCAUCGGCGGUGACCGGAAACAUACAAAGCACUGUAAAAAAAAAAAAAGAAGCAAACAACAAAGCCAACACUGCUCGGGUUUAUAGUGAGGAACUGCGAAUGUAAGAUGCCGGGAAUAAUGUUGUCUUUAUAUAAUAAAUUGAUAAGACCUCA
This is a messenger RNA of Eriocheir sinensis (Chinese mitten crab), 4224 nucleotides long. RefSeq lists its product as uncharacterized. Gene Ontology annotation, molecular function: potassium ion leak channel activity. Gene Ontology annotation, cellular component: membrane. The record is from RefSeq and is a predicted model, not a curated record. Gene Ontology annotation, biological process: stabilization of membrane potential; potassium ion transmembrane transport. Lineage: Eukaryota; Metazoa; Arthropoda; Malacostraca; Decapoda; Varunidae. The transcript is spliced from 9 exons. The coding region runs from base 1408 to 3405 and encodes 665 amino acids.